This is a messenger RNA of Racocetra persica, 185 nucleotides long. Lineage: Eukaryota; Fungi; Glomeromycota; Glomeromycetes; Diversisporales; Gigasporaceae. The record is from the annotation of a GenBank genome assembly.
AUUUAGGCACUUCUGAUUAUAAAGUUUCAACUAUUAUAAGGCAUCGAUCUCUAGCAGAUAUUCAAGUUACUCAACUCAAUGCACUUCUUGCUACUGAUUUAUAUAGUGAAUUCAAAUCCGUAAGGCAAAUUUAUCAAGCGAAUCUUGUAUCAAAACUGCAUUCAACUUCACUACAAGCAAAUCUU